CCAAUGUUUGUUCUAACAGAACUCAUAUUUUGAUACAUGAAACUGAAACUCUUUGCUGUGCUUACAGUCAAGGUUUGACAGUUGCUGUUGUCUGCCCCCACAAACACACAGCCAUACCAGGUAAAUCCAGAGGCAUUCAGAUUAUUCAGUGGUUAAUGGUUGUUUUAAGCUGCAGAUUAACACUGAGAUACCGUUCCUUCUGUGGGACUGAAUCAACCUCUACAGCUGUGGAGCGGGGUUUAUCUGCUAAUGCAUAGAGCUAGCCAUCUGGGGUACAGAGAGGUGGGAGUUGGACACACACACACAGAGAAACAUUAAUUCCAGGUCUAAUGCAUUCCUGUAUCAGUUUCAUGCAUAGGCAAGGGUCUUGCCCCCAACAAGGCUGCUUCUUUCAGGUAGAAGUGAGGCUUUCUCAGGUGGGCUGAGUGCACUAAUCCACUCUGGGCUCUAAUCCAUUUGUUAGCUUCUCCCACAAUAUCCCGUAAUAUAACUCAGCCCAACCAUAUUUAUUCCUGUAGGAACAGGGCAGAGUGACUGCCCUGAUGCCUUUUUCAGAGAGUUAUGUUUGGGUCUGUGUUAACAAGCUGUGUAAAUGUUCAUGAAUGAAUUUGUGAAUGAAAAAUGUCUCUGUUGUCUGCAUUCUUUCAGGACCCUUCUCAUAGAUCAACCAGAAUUCAGCACCAUUUUCUGAUGUGGUGUCCCAUUCCCGAGACGACCAGACAUGUUCGGAGGUUCUCUCUCCAACAUCUAAUCCAUGCUGUUGUUCUACCUCGUCUCUGUGUUCUUAAUACUAAAGGCCGGAAAUGAGAAUGCUUUAAUCCAGUGUGCUGUGACGUGACUUUGGCCCCAGUCUCAUGAGCUCUCUGUAGUCUGUCUUCCACCACUCUCCAACAAACACACAUACACACAUCCUGCUGUGCCCUCAGUGGUGAGCCUUUCCUCUCUGGGUUAAUCCAGUGAGUGAGGCUGUUUGCUGUGCUGCUUUGGAGCUGGCAGGCCGAUGAUAGGACUCCUCCCGGGACACUGCCAGCACCACCCGCCCAGGGAUUAGUCAACUGUGGAGGACAUCAGUGUGCGCUGCUCUGUGGAGGACAUCAGUGUGCGCUGCUCUGUGGAGGACAUCAGUGUGCGCUGCUCUGUGGAGGACAUCAUUGUGCGCUGCUCUGUGGAGGACAUCAGUGUGCGCUGCUCUGUGGAGGACAUCAGUGUCUGCUGCUCUGUGGAGGACAUCAGUGUGCGCUGCUCUGUGGAAGACAUCAGUGUGUGCUGCUCUGUGGAGGACAUCAGUGUGCGCUGCUCUGUGGAGGACAUCAGUGUGCGCUGCUCUCUGGAGGACAUCAGUGUGUGCGGCUCUGUGGAGGACAUUAGUGUGUGCGGCUCUGUGUGGGGCUGUGUCUGGAGUCCCGUGGUCUGGUUGAGUAUGAGGAGGCAUCCCAGCUCCGUGACCCUGCUGCUUGUUACACUGUGUCUAUGUCUGACCCAGCAGGGCUCAGCUGCAGCCAUCCCCAAAUCAUGUGCGUCCAUCUACAAGAGCUUUGCCCAGUGUCUGGUCUCCCUGGGAGACAGCCUCGGGGGCUCACAGGACGACCAGAACACGCAGGACAUUGACACAGUGUGCAGGUCGUGGGAUGCGUUCCAUGUGUGUGCAAACACAGCGCUGGCUGGUUGCCCCGGAGAUGCGGCAGGUGUGUGGGAAUCUCUCAGACAGGAGUCCAGGAAGACACAGUUUUCUGGAAACCUCUAUGACCUGUGUGCGAGCCUCACAACAGUCGCCCCCAGCACCAUUCCGGCCCAGAGCCCGCCCACGUCAGACCAGACCAAUCAGGAAACUCUGAAAGGACACACACAAUGCCAUAGACCUGCUGUCACUGUGUUUCUACUCCCAGCAUGUACAUCUCUGAUUCUCCUGCUCUGGACCUAGCCCUCUGUGCUCAG
Molecule: messenger RNA, 1935 nt
Organism: Hypomesus transpacificus
Lineage: Eukaryota; Metazoa; Chordata; Actinopteri; Osmeriformes; Osmeridae
Gene: nrn1lb
Product: neuritin 1-like b
Exons: 4
Coding region: 1421-1921 (166 amino acids)
Biological process (GO): neuron projection extension; nervous system development
Cellular component (GO): plasma membrane
Source: RefSeq, a predicted model, not a curated record